GUGAUUGGAAAGGAGGCGAGGGCAGUGUACAACGCGGGCCAAGCAACGGGUAUGACGUUUUGGGCACCAAACAUAAACAUAUUUAGGGAUCCACGGUGGGGAAGAGGGCAGGAGACACCUGGGGAAGAUCCGAAAGUGACGGGAGAAUAUGCUGUGGCUUAUGUAAGGGGACUCCAAGGAGACUCAUUCGACGGCCGGAAAACACUCUCCGGCCAUCUCCAAGCAUCUGCUUGCUGCAAACACUUCACUGCUUACGAUCUUGAUCGUUGGAAAGGCAUCACUCGCUACGUUUUCAAUGCUAAGGUUAGCCAACAAGACUUGGCCGAUACUUACCAACCGCCGUUCAGGAGGUGCAUUGAGGAUGGCAGAGCAAGCGGAAUCAUGUGUGCUUACAACCGCAUCAAUGGAGUCCCCUCCUGCGCCGAUUCCAACCUCUUGUCCAAGACUGCUCGGGGACUCUGGAAAUUCCAUGGGUACGUGACUUCGGAUUGUGAUGCUGUGUCCAUCAUCUACGAUGAUCAAGGCUAUGCCAAGACUCCUGAAGACGCUGUGGCCGAUGUCCUCAGGGCUGGGAUGGAUGUAAACUGUGGAUCCUACCUGCUGAAACACACUAAGUCAGCUCUCCAACAGAAAAAGCUGUCGGAAUCCGACAUUGACAGAGCUCUCCACAACCUCUUCUCUGUGAGAAUGAGGCUCGGUCUCUUCGAUGGCUACCCGACAAAGCAACCCUUUAGCAGCAUCCGUCCUGAUAUCGUCUGUUCUCCAGCUCACCAGAUGUUAGCGCUCGAAGCCUCUCGCAACGGCAUUGUCCUCUUGAAGAACAAUCAGAAACUCCUCCCUUUCCCCAAGCAAAAGACAUUAUCUCUCGCUGUCAUUGGCCCAAACGCAAAUGCAGCAAAAACCCUCCUCGGAAACUAUUUUGGGCCGCCCUGCAAGACAGUAACCCCUCUUGACGGGUUGCGUGGUUAUGUCAAGGAUGUUGUUUACCACCAGGGUUGCACCUCUGUGGCUUGCUCCUCGGCAACAGUUGAUCAGGCGGUGGAAAUAGCUGGAAGAGCUGAACGUGUGGUGUUGAUAAUGGGACUGGACCAGACGCAGGAGAAGGAGGAUAUGGACCGUGUGAACUUGAGUCUUCCAGGAAGGCAACAAGAGCUUGUGAUGAGCGUUGCAAAGGCUGCGAAAAAGCCGGUGGUCCUGGUCCUCAUCUGUGGUGGUCCUGUCGAUGUCUCGUUUGCUCAGAAUGAUGAUAAGAUCGGAAGUAUUUUGUGGGCUGGUUAUCCGGGUCAAGCCGGAGGGACAGCCAUUGCCGAAAUCAUAUUUGGAGAUCACAACCCAGGAGGGAGAUUACCAAUGACAUGGUACCCUCAGAGCUUCGUCAAUGUCCAGAUGACAGACAUGAGGAUGCGACCAGAACCCUCGUCUGGAUACCCUGGAAGAACAUACAGAUUCUACAAAGGCCCCAAAGUCUAUGAGUUCGGACAUGGCCUCAGCUACACGAAAUACAAAUACGAGUUCAAGAUCGAGACAGAAACCAAUCUCUAUCUAAACCAAUCAUUCACAACCGCGAAAACCGGCUAUUCAGACUCAGAUUCUGUUCAUUACGCACUGGUUUCAGAGAUGGGAAGAGAAGGGUGUGAAGCAACGAAAACAAAGGUGAGAAUCACGGUGGAGAAUGAAGGGGAGAUGGCCGGAAAACAUCCUGUGCUGAUGUUUGUGAGACAUGAGAAGGGAGGAGAAGGGGAACGACCUGAGAAACAGGUGGUAGGGUUUAAGAGCGUGGCACUGAGAUCGGCCGAGAAGGGAGAGGUCGAGUUCGAGGUCGGAGUUUGUGAGCAUUUGAGCAGAGCCAAUGAGUAUGGAGUUAUGGUUGUGGAGGAAGGCAAGUAUUUCUUGGCCGUUGGUGACAAAGAGUAUCCACUUACAGUUAAUGUCUGA
Tarenaya hassleriana is the source of this 1935-nucleotide messenger RNA. Its product is annotated as probable beta-D-xylosidase 7. Lineage: Eukaryota; Viridiplantae; Streptophyta; Magnoliopsida; Brassicales; Cleomaceae. The annotation marks the transcript as partial. The record is from RefSeq and is a predicted model, not a curated record. The transcript is spliced from 5 exons. Gene Ontology annotation, molecular function: xylan 1,4-beta-xylosidase activity; alpha-L-arabinofuranosidase activity. Gene Ontology annotation, cellular component: plant-type cell wall. Gene Ontology annotation, biological process: arabinan catabolic process; xylan catabolic process.